Messenger RNA from Leptinotarsa decemlineata (Colorado potato beetle), 992 nucleotides. RefSeq names its product serum response factor blistered (gene bs). The record is from RefSeq and is a predicted model, not a curated record. Gene Ontology annotation, biological process: positive regulation of transcription by RNA polymerase II. Gene Ontology annotation, molecular function: DNA-binding transcription factor activity, RNA polymerase II-specific; protein dimerization activity; cis-regulatory region sequence-specific DNA binding. Lineage: Eukaryota; Metazoa; Arthropoda; Insecta; Coleoptera; Chrysomelidae.
ACGAGUUAUCAACGUUGACCGGAACUCAAGUCAUGCUUUUAGUAGCAUCAGAAACAGGUCACGUGUACACCUUCGCUACUAGGAAGUUACAACCUAUGAUUACCAGUGAAGCAGUUCUUGGUCUCUGUACAGGGAAGGCCCUCAUCCAAACCUGCCUGAACUCCCCGGACCCCCCCGCCGGCUCUGCGGGCGGUGACCAGCGGAUGUCGGCCACCGGAUUCGAAGAGACCGAGCUGACCUACAACAUCAGUGACGACGACUCCAAAGUAAGACAAAUGGUGUACGGCUCGCCGCACACACACGCACACCCGCACUCUUUGGCCAGCCAGGGUCACUAUUCGCACCUAGAACAGACCCAUCUGGGUUUGGGGGGGUCGCCGCAACACGGGGGCUACUCGCAAGCGUGUCCCAGUCCGCUGCCCCCGUCGCACCAGGGUUACGGCCACCCCCAGCAUCCCCACGCGCAUAUGCACUCGCACCCCCAACGGUAGGGAGCGGGAGUCUAGGUCGUUUAGGUUUUUUCUUGUUUUUCCGUCCUGAAACGGGUUGUGGCCGGUGAAUAUGAGCUAAACUGAUUCUUUCUGGUAAUCGACUUUGGGGACAAGUAGUUAAAAAAAUGUUCAACGAUUUAGAAAACAGGUUGUGUUUUGUAAUGAAAUAGAUGGUAUCAUAUCCAUUUCCUUAGAUAGAAUCAUAUGACCCAUUUUAGAUUAGCAGAAUCACCUUGGAGAAUAGAAUAGAAAAGACUAGGAUAUAAAUUUAUCUGACUAUGAUACAUAAAAAUGCCAUAUUUAUACCAAGUCGGUCACAUUGACAAAAGAUGUCGAAUAAAAUAGAAGAAUUAAUCUUCAAUGAAAAGCAUAUAUUUAAAUAUUUAUAAUAAAUCCCAUAAGCUGAGUACAUUCCAAAGUACGUUAAGAAACCUUGCAAAUGGUCUGACACUAAGUGAAAACAAUAUUUGAAAACUAACUCUUUUGAAUGAUAUUGCAUUG